UACGAUUGUGUUUCGUUAAUGCGUGUAUUUGAACAAAAUUGAGCCACCUGCUGCGAAGUUUAAAUAUUAUCUAGAACUUUUUUAGAAGUGUAUAUUUCUUAGUUGUCUUUUUUAUAUUUUUCCAAUAUUUCGCAAUAUAUCAUAAGUUAGUUACAAAGAAACAUUAAAGAUUUGUUGGACGUUUACAAUUCAAAAGAUAAUGAAACAUAACCAGCAAAUGUAUUCAAAGAUUUUCCUUCUUGUGUAUAUUCACUAAAAUUUAAAGAAACCAAAAACAACUCGAGAUUACAAUUUUCUUUGAUAUCUCGAUACUACAUUUAUAGUUUUUUUUCCCUAACAAAUUGAUUGACAAAGAUUAUUUUGACGUUGCAAAUUUAUUGAAUUACACAAAUUGAAGCUGGUCUACCAAUGAAUUGUGAGAAGCCAUCUUGGAAAAUCCUUUUUGGCAUUUCGAACGAAUGAAGUGUCAAAUAUCGAUAAUUAUUUCAUCUCACGCGAUUGAAACAAAAAUUUUUACGAGAAUUAAAUCCUCUUUAAAAAAUUAGAUUUUUUUAUAACGAUCUGGAAACUGAAAUGUAAAAAUCAAUUUCGCGCCAUAAAAUAGUAUUAUUCGAUAGUCGCGUUUAAAAGCAAGAAAAAUAUAGAGACGAGUUGCGAUACAAAUAACUCGAAUAAGAAAGGGAUAGGAGAAUUUUUCUGUUGAAAGUUGGAAAUAAUAUAGGCAAGACGGCUUCGCAAAAAAAAUCGUCUAAGAAGAUGGCGGAGACCAAAGAAUUAGAGAAUAUGAUAUUGAGUUUUCGAGUGUCUGAACUUCAGAUGCUUCUUGGUUUUGCUGGUAGAAAUAAAUCAGGUAGAAAAAACGAAUUACAAGCACGUGCUCUAGAAUUGUUACGUUUGAGAUCCCAUCCAAUUCAGCUCAAAAUACGUGAAUUAUAUAAAACCAUACAAGCUGAACAAUUAGCUGCACAUCAAAUAUAUGGUCAAACAGGUAGUUCUGGAGAGCCACAAAUAGAUCAAAACAUGCAUUCCAGAAGUUAUUACACAACAAGACAAGCUAUUAGUCAACAACAACAGUCACAGUCUUCAGUUUCCAGUGGAAAGGAUUUACCACCUGCACAUCAAGCCUCUCUACCUCAGGCGCCUAGGACCAAUCCAGUAUAUCAGUCAACAGGAUAUACUAGUGUAACACCACAACAAACAGCAAGUGCAACUUAUAAUCCAUAUCCAUAUGCACCAAAAGUUUUACCAUCACCAUUGCAGAUACAACCUAGGAGUCAGUAUCCAGUUCAUCCAGAUGUUAGGCUUAAAAAACUACCAUUUUUCGAUUUAUUGGCUGAAUUGUUGAAGCCAUCUAGUCUAAUGCCUCAAGGAUCUAUGAGACUUCAAGAAAAUACAUUUGCAUUUCAUUUAACACCACAGCAAUCAACAGAUGUAGCAAGUUCCCGAGAUUGUCGCGCAGGAAGUAAAAUGGAUUAUACAGUACAAAUACAAAUGCGAUUUUGUUUACAAGAAACUUCGUGUGAACAAGAAGACUGUUUUCCACCAAGUAUUGCUGUGAAAGUUAAUGGAAAACUAUGUCCUUUACCUAAUCCAAUACCUACCAAUAAACCAGGAGUAGAACCAAAGAGGCCGCCACGGCCUGUCAAUAUUAGUCCGUUAGUUAAAUUAUCUCCUACCGUAGCAAAUCAAAUUCACGUAACAUGGUCAGCAGACUAUGGAAGACGAUAUGCAAUUGCAAUAUAUUUAGUUCGAAAACUUUCAAGUGCUGAAUUAUUAUCGAGAUUAAAAAAUAGGGGAGUUCGACAUUCGGAUUAUACAAGAGGUUUAAUUAAGGAAAAACUUAAUGAAGAUGCAGACAGUGAAAUAGCAACAACGUCGCUUAGAGUGUCGUUAGCUUGUCCGUUAGGGAAGAUGCGAAUGUGUACACCAUGUCGUGCGUCGACAUGUUCACACUUACAAUGUUUUGAUGCCUCGUUAUUCCUUCAAAUGAAUGAAAGAAAACCUACAUGGAAUUGCCCAGUGUGUGAUAAAUCGGCGUUAUAUGAUAAUCUUGUUAUCGAUGGAUAUUUUCAAGAAGUUUUAAAUUCUAAGAAACUAUUACCAGAUGUAAAUGAAAUUCAAUUGUUGCAAGAUGGUUCCUGGGAAAAUUUGGUUCCAAAGAAAGAGAAGGAUAAGGAGAAGAGUGAAACAAAAGUCAUUACAAAUUCGCAAGAUCGUAAAAUCGAUGUGGAUACUGUUGAUUUAGAUGAAAGCAAUCUUACACCUCCAAAACAAAAGAAACGAGCUGAGAUUAUUGAUUUAAUAUCAGACAGUGAUGACGAUGAUGAACAUACGACACCAACGCAAAGUAUAAAAAAGAUGACUAGUGGUACUUCUUCACCAAAAAAGUCACAAACUAGUUCGAUCAGCAGUACAAGUGAAUCACCAGAGUUGAUGAUAAUUGAUUUAGAAUAGGAUAUUUAUAGCUAUUAUAAAAUUGCCAAAUUUUAUACAGAACGAAAACCAAAAGUUUGUUAGUUCUGUGAUCGUCUUACGAGGAAGUCACCAUGUAAAAAUAAGUGUAAAUGAAAUCAUGAUCAAGUUUUUACUUUUGGUACUUAAAAUUGGAAGAAAAGCGAAAUAAUAUUUCUUUCCUAUGUAUCAGUACGCAUAGAACUCCUAUAUCAUUUCAAUGGAUAAAGGAAAAGAAAAAUAAAUUGACGUCACUAAAA
Messenger RNA from Frieseomelitta varia, 2711 nucleotides. It is a transcript of the gene Su(var)2-10, whose product is annotated as E3 SUMO-protein ligase PIAS3. The record is from RefSeq and is a predicted model, not a curated record. Gene Ontology annotation, molecular function: SUMO ligase activity; zinc ion binding; transcription coregulator activity. The transcript has 9 exons. The coding region runs from base 757 to 2454 and encodes 565 amino acids. Lineage: Eukaryota; Metazoa; Arthropoda; Insecta; Hymenoptera; Apidae. Gene Ontology annotation, biological process: regulation of transcription by RNA polymerase II; protein sumoylation.